Messenger RNA from Haemonchus placei, 1425 nucleotides. NCBI's taxonomy places the organism in Eukaryota, Metazoa, Nematoda, Chromadorea, Rhabditida, Trichostrongylidae. The record is from the annotation of a GenBank genome assembly.
AUGAAAACAGGUCCAUACGUCACUGACUUAUGGGAAUGUCUUCAGGUGAUCUACGGCACAUUCAACGCCGCCUCCGUUUUCUCGUCGUUAAGCCUUCGUCGAUCGUUUAAAGAGCUCACAAUGGAACGUCAUUCACAGCUGGACGUUCUGGACGUGUUUCGAGUGGUUGCCAUCAUUUGGGUGAUAGUCAAUCAUACCGGUAGCGAAGGACGAGUCGAUAUUCUUGAUCGGUUACCCUCAGCUGAGAAGUUCAAGGAAUCCGUGCACAAUAAUCCAAUAUUUGGUGCACUGCUUGGCAACUCUGCCCUAGGUGUCGAGAUCUUCCUCGUGCUGUCUGGGCUGUUAUGCGCCCGAUCAUGGCUGAGGAGAGCGGAUCAACCGUUUCUGAGACACUACACGACAUUCCUCAUAAGACGUGUGCUUCGACUGAUUCCAUCGGUUAUUUUCUUCAUCUACAUAGUAGCUGGUCCUAUCACGAGAAACUUUUUGCCAAGAUUCCACUCGACCAUGAUCUCCGCAUGUGGUGCUGCAGGAAUCGCCGCUCAUCUCACUUUCCUCGGCAAUUGGCAAUCUACCCCCACUUGCUUAGGAUAUUUGUGGUAUCUCGGAUUGGAUAUGCAACUUUAUAUCAUGGCUCCAUUUCUUCUGCACACACUUUACAAACGACCUGUUGUGGGAAAACUAUUAUGUGCAGUGCUAAUCGUAUUGUCGAUCAUCAUGCGAGCAGGCUACUGUACCGCGUAUGGUGUCUGCCACAAAAGUGAUGUAGACAUACCGUUCAUCUCGUACCCAGGACAAGACCCUGCAACAUUAGCCAGCAUCUAUGCUGGUUUGUGGGAAAUGUAUGGUCGACCUUACACUAAAUGUGGACCAUUCAUACUCGGGCUGCUGCUCGGGACUGCAACUACGAGCAUGAAGCCCAGUUUGAGUCGCCACAAGUCACGCUGCAUCGCCAGCGCCUUCUUUGCGCUCUGCAUAGCUGUGAUCUAUGCAAUUCUGCCGCAGUACUGGUACGGCGACUAUCUGAAACACUACAAUUUGUAUUACACUGCGACUUUUCGAACAAUUUUUGCCAUUGGUAUAUGUGGAAUGAUCAGGGCAUUCGUUUUCAAAUCAACUUCAGUCGUAUGGUCAAUACUAGCUCGCCUCACGUACAACACCUAUCUCCUGCACAUGCCUGUCAUAUACCUCUUCAACUACUCGCAGUAUCUUCAACAGGCCGACGGCGCUACAGAACUGGUAGUAGUCGUUCCUUUCGUGGCUCUGUUAAGUUUUGCUGCCUCUGCGGUGUUCUACUUCUUUGUUGAGGCUCCUAUCGGAUACGUAACUUCUUAUUGGGUAGAGCGAAUAGAUAGCAAUCUGGUUCGUUUCUCCAAUAACUUUAAAAUAAUAUUGAGGAAUUCUCUUUCCCGAUUAGCACUUUGA